UGACGGAUGGAAAUGGAGUGUGAGGGGGCGGGGUGCAGCAGGAGGGAGCAGAGAUGUUUGGAGGCUUUUUUUUAAUAUAAAAUUAUUUAUUUAAAUAAAAAUGGCCGCCGUGGAGAGCGGAGAGGAGAGACUGGAGGAGGGUCAGGAGGGAGGGGAGGGGCCUGUCAACCCUCGCUCUCCCAGCAGAGAGAGAGACAGGUCCCACAGUAAGACCAAGAAGGGUCGCAGAGAGCGCCGUCAUGCCGACCUGGGGGCUGAAUCCACGGCCACGCCCACAUCAGCUGCACGACAGCCACAACUGGAGGCACAGGUGUCAGAGCCACAGGCCGGCCCCUCAGAGGAGGCGGGGUCAGAGUCUAUGGCCGACAGUGAGUCAGCAGGUUCUCCCAGGCAGCGGCGCUCCAUCAUCCGGGACCGUGGGCCGCUGUACGAUGACCCCUCACUGCCUGAAGGCUGGACUCGCAAACUCAAACAGAGGAAGUCCGGACGCUCGGCGGGGAAAUUUGAUGUUUACCUGAUCAACUCGGAGGGAAAGGCUUUUCGUUCCAAGGUGGAACUCAUCGCCUAUUUCCAGAAGGUGGGUGACACGACUACUGACCCCAACGAUUUUGAUUUCACUGUCACCGGACGUGGAAGCCCCUCCCGCCGCGAAAAGCGUCCCCCAAAGAAACCAAAGGUGGUAAAACCAUCAGGUCGAGGCCGUGGUCGGCCCAAAGGCAGCGGGAAGAUGCGUCAGGCCACGGAGGGUGUAGCCAUGAAACGCGUGGUCGAGAAAACCCCGGGCAAACUGCUGGUCAAGAUGCCCUUCAGCAAGGCAGAGCCCUCCACCGGCUCCACCUCCACUGCCUCAAAGGUGGUGUCGCCUGCCCUCGUGCCCAAGUCUCGUCCUGGCAGAAAGAGGAAAUCAGAACAGGAAGUUCCAGUGCCACCACAGACCGCCCCCAAGAAACGAGGCAGGAAACCAACCUCGGCCUCAGUGGCAUCACCUGUUGCCACAGCAUCCACCUCCUCAGCAUCGACCGCCGGUAGCUCUGCCGCCGGAAGCUACGCUGCAGCCGCCAUCUUAGCUGCAGAGGCCAAACGGAGAGCAGCCAAGGAGUCUUCCACCAAACCUGUGGUCCAGGAAACCGCCCUGCCAAUCAAGAAACGCAAAACAAGAGAGACAGUGGAAGAGAGGGAGAGUGUCCAGACUCCCACUGCUCCUACAGUGGAGAGUGAAAGAAUGGUCACUGCGGAGGGGGAGGGAGACAAAGGGGAGGGUGUUCCUACCUCAGAGACUAAGCCCGCCCCCUCUGAGCAGAGCCAGUCACAGACACACCCCACGGCGUCAGACGAAUCACAUGGACACAAGACACAUAAAGGGAGGAAGCACAAGGAGAAGACAGGAACAGCAACCGCAGAGGGAGGACGAGGAGAGGAAGCGGAGGAAGAUGUAGGCGAUAAGGGAGCAGAAGGUGGAGGAGGACGGAGUAGCAGCAGCAGCAGUAGCAUUAGCCCGUCAAAGAGACACAAAAGGAAGGACAGACCGCCCCACAAGCACCAUCAUCACCACCACCACCAUCACCACCAUCAUCGCCACCAACAUUCCUCUGCUUCCUCAGAGGAUCAGCCUCCUCUCCCUCCAGCCUCUGGACCCUCUGGACCCUCUGGACCCUCUGGACCCUCUGCACCCUCUGCACCCUCUGGACCUUCAGAACCCUCGAACCAGUCCAAGCCUGAAGCUGAGCCCCAGACAGGGCCUCAGCUCAGCCCCCAGCACUCCCAGCAAACACCUCCCAAUCCACAGUCCAAGUCUGCGACUCAGUCCUCACCCGAAUCCCGACGACAUGCCCCCUCUCAACCACGCCACCUCAUCCAACCCCGUUCCCUUCAGCAUCCCCAGAACCAGUCACCCUCCCAGCCCCAGGCCCAGUCUCGGUACUCAGCACCCCAGCCCUCUCCUACCAGGCAUGACCCGCCCCAGCCAAGGCCCCUGUCCCAGUCCCAGGGUCAGACCCAGUCAUCCCCCCAGAAAGCCCAGUCAAAGCCGGCCCACUCCCCAGCUCAGCACCAAACCCAGAUCCAGGCUCAGCAUGCUCCAUCUCAGCCACACCCUCCUCAGUCCACAUCAACCCUGCAGGUUCAUCCGCCCCAAACAAGGCACCCACAUCUGCAAACCCAGUUCCCCACAGCACUCCAGACCCAGACCCAGCACAGGCAUCCAUCCCAAACCCAACCCCAGCUCAAACAAUCUCAACUGGAGAUCCGACAGUCACUUCAGCCUCAACCGCAGUCCAGAACCCCAGCCCAAAUUCAGCCUCAACCGCAGUCCAGAACCCCAGCCCAAAUUCAGACUCAACCGCAGUCCAGAACCCCAGCCCAAAUUCAGACUCAACCCCAGUCCAGAACCCCAGCCCAAAUUCAGACUCAACCCCAGUCUAGGCCCCCAGCCCAAAUUCAGACUCAACCCCAAGCCAGAACCCAACUUCAGACUCAACUCCAGUCUAGGACCCAACUUCAGACUCAACCCCAAGCCAGAACCCAACAGCAAACUCAACCUCAGUCUAGGACCCAAGCCCAACUUCAGCCUCAACACCAAGCCAGGACUCAACUUCAGACUCAACCCCAGUCCAGGACCCCAACCCAACUUCCAACUCAACCUCAGUCUAGGACCCAAGCCCAAUUUCAGUCUCAACUCCAAGCCAGGACCCAACUUCAGCCUCAACCCCAAGCCAGGACCCAACAGCAGACUCAAUCUCUAUCCAGAAUCCCAGGCCAACUCCCGCCUCAAAUGCAAUCCCGAACUCCUGCCCAAACUCAGCCUGAAGCCCAGUCCAGAACCCCUGCCCAGCCUCAACCUCACCUGCAACCCAGGCAUCAGGUGCAGUCCCAACCGCAGACAAGACACCUUCAACAACAUCAACCCCAGACUCAAUACAGACCCCAAUCCAGACAGUCAUCUUCCCAGCCGAGACCAUCACAGUCCCAACCCCAGUCCCAAGCACAACCACACUUUCAGCGUAUUCAAAUUCAGCCGCGCCCCCGAUCGCUACAGCCCUCUCAACUUACCAGGCCCAGCCUGCAGCACAUUUCAUCCCACCGCCCAUCUCCCAGCCUAUCCAGGACCAACCUGGUCCCUCUUUUGCAGAACCAGAGUGAGCAGCCCCAAGAUCUGAGCACAUCACGGCCUGGUCGAGGGAGCCUGCUGCCAAAUCGAGAGGCCGCCCUGGAAGGCGUCAGGGCCCAGGGGAGAGGGGAGCUGGUGGUAGCAUCAGAAAGUAGGGAGGUCGUAGCAGGUGAAAGGGGGUCAAACAACACCCCAAGGUCCAUGCCUUCUGGAUCUCCAGCAGUGGCCGGGGCCGGGGGCGGUCUUGUCCCUGGGGCAGAGAGUAGGGCUAGGCUCCGGGCAGAGCCAGAGGCAGCAGGCGAGGGAAGGGAGCUCAGAGACAUUGUCCCCCAGUCCGCCGUCCCCUGCCCCAGCCGAGAAGAAACCGUGGAGUCGCGGACUGUCGUCAGCGAGCGAGUCAGCUGAUCUGUAGGACUAGAACAGGCUGACUGAUCGGCAGACUGAUGGACUGAGUCAGCACCCGGGGAAGAGGAGGGGACUGGGUUGUGAGGAGGUUCAAUGAUUUUACACUGUUUUCGGAUAGAAGUGAAGGUACACAAAGCUGGUCGGACUGUUGCAGCUUCUUGUCUUAUUCUGUCUGAAGACUCUAUAAAGUCCUGGAUCUGAGACCCAGCAUGGAACUGAGGGACCGCUGGAGACGAGACUGGACGGUGUCUUUUUCUAGGAAAAACAAACAAAAAGGAAAACCGAUAAACAAGUGUGUGUGUGUGUGUAAAUAUAAUCAAAAAGGCAGCUGUUGUGUCCCGCUAGUCUCCAUAGGGAGGGGGGGGAGUAGUUUGGAACUAAAAACCAACGCUUAACAACACAUUACUCUGAACGAAUCGUUGCUUCCGGAAUAUAACCUCCUUUUUUAUUUGUAUUUUGAUAGUUUAUUGUUCUGUCUCUGUUACAGCUUUAAACUCUGA
Molecule: messenger RNA, 4011 nt
Organism: Notolabrus celidotus (New Zealand spotty)
Lineage: Eukaryota; Metazoa; Chordata; Actinopteri; Labriformes; Labridae
Gene: mecp2
Product: methyl CpG binding protein 2
Exons: 6
Coding region: 101-3511 (1136 amino acids)
Biological process (GO): negative regulation of transcription by RNA polymerase II
Cellular component (GO): nucleus; heterochromatin
Molecular function (GO): chromatin binding; methyl-CpG binding; double-stranded methylated DNA binding
Source: RefSeq, a predicted model, not a curated record